Messenger RNA from Bacidia gigantensis, 1743 nucleotides. RefSeq lists its product as uncharacterized. The transcript has 2 exons. Gene Ontology annotation, molecular function: transmembrane transporter activity. Gene Ontology annotation, cellular component: membrane. Gene Ontology annotation, biological process: transmembrane transport. The record is from RefSeq and is a predicted model, not a curated record. Lineage: Eukaryota; Fungi; Ascomycota; Lecanoromycetes; Lecanorales; Ramalinaceae. Bases 1 to 1743 code for a protein of 580 amino acids.
AUGGACUCUGCUCAGCAUGGACAUUCUCAAGCUGGAUCAGUUUCAAUGACCUCGCCGAUGUCUCCAGAGGCACCUGUAGCCGCAGUAGGUGCCCACAAUGACAGACAUUUUUUCAAUGGCAGCCGUACGUUCAGCAUUGAUCGCCAACCUACUGGUAAAGGCACCGAGAGGCAGUCCCAAAGGGAAGACGCUCGGCCGUCUACCUCGCCUGCAAUGCAGCCCACUGUCAACGACAACAAAGACAAGGACGACGAGGAGUCCGAGGCCGCUCGCAUUGAACGUUUAGGCCGACAACGACCGGCUCAAUUCGAGACUAUUUGGGCAGAGGUCGCCUUUGCCUACUCCAUCCUUGCUUCACAGAUCAUGGCUGAAUACUUCGUAUCCGGCUUCAAUGUACUUCUUCCAACGCUCAAGCGUGAGCUCGACAUACCGCAGGCAUCGGCAGUCUGGCCCGCUUCUGCUUUCUCACUGGUGACUGCAGCAUUUCUUCUCCCGUUUGGUCGUCUCGCAGACAUGUACGGCGGGUAUCCCGUCUACAUCGGCGGCUUGGCCUGGUUCAUGCUCUGGUCUCUCAUCGCAGGGUUCUCCCAGAACGAGUUGAUGCUGGACUUCUGCAGAGCACUGCAAGGCCUUGGUCCGGCUGCUUUCUUACCGUCUGGGGUCAUGCUGAUUGGAAGUAUCUACCGCCCUGGACCGCGGCUGAAUAUCAUGUUUUCGCUGUACGGCUGCGCUGCACCUUUUGGGUUCUUUGUGGGCAUCUUCUUUGCGGGCGUCACCGGCAGCUAUUUGCCGUUUGGCUGGUACUUCUGGAUUGGUGCGAUUCUGAUUUUGUCGAUACUUAUUCCUGCAUAUUUCGCCAUUCCUUCCGACAUGCAAGAACGAAAGGAACUAGGGGUGAAGAUGGAUUGGUAUGGAUCAAUCUUGAUUGUGGCGGGACUUAUCCUCCUUGUCUUCGGAGUGACCGAUGCUUCGCACGCACCAAAUGGUUGGCGCACUCCUUACAUACCCGUGACGAUCAUUUUGGGAGCCUUUCUUCUUGGAGUUGCCUUAUAUGUCGAAGGAUGGGUCGCACAGGCUCCGCUGCUUCCAUUCGACAUUUUCCGCGUUCCACAGCUUACGCCGCUCUUCAUCGCUCUCUUCUUUUCUUAUGGGGUCUUAGGUGUUUUCCUCUUAUACGCCACGCUUUAUAUGGAAGACAUCAUGGGUGCAGCCCCUCUUCAAGUCGCGGCCUGGUGCGCUCCCAUGAGCGGAGGCGGUAUCAUCAUUGCAAUCGUUGGAGGCUACGUUCUUCAUCUGAUACCAGGGACGCUAUUAAUCCUGAUAGCUGGUCUUGCAUGGUGUUUGACGUCAAUCUUAUUCGCUGUCGCACCAGAUGGCGCGAGCUAUUGGGCUUAUGUCUUCCCUGCUAUGAUUGGUGCUACAGUCGGCAUCGACGUUACCUGGAAUGUUGCCAACAUCUUUAUUUCGACGAGCCUAUCUCACGAUCGACAAGGCCUGGCAGGCGCUAUCAUCAACAGCUUGCUCUACCUUGGCAUCGCAGUCUGUUUGGCCUUUGCAGAUGUUACGCAAACGGAGACGGCAAAACAAGGGCUCAAGAAAAGCUAUCAAUCAGUCUUUUGGUACCAAUUUACGUGCGCUGCACUGGCGCUUCUCAUCUUGUUGGUAUUUGUCAGGAUAAAAAAGGCGAAAAGUGAUUUGACGGUGGAAGAGAGGAAAGCUAGGCAGGAAAAGAGUCAAGCAUGA